GGCCAGCCCCCUGAUACACUGCUGUUGUCCUUACAGCCAGUCGACACCACAUUAGGGGCUGAGCCACCCCCAUGGAAGGGAGAGGACCAUACCGGAUCUACGACCCUGGGGGCAGCGCACCUCCGGGAGAGGCAUCUGCAGCUUUUGAGCGCCUAGUGGAGGAGAAUUCCCGGCUGAAGGAAAAAAUGCAAGGGAUAAAGAUGUUAGGGGAGCUGUUGGAGGAGUCCCAGAUGGAAGCAUCCCGACUUCGGCAGAAGGCAGAGGAGCUGGUCAAGGACAGUGAGGUGCUCCAGUCACCAUCUUCCUCCCUGGCCUCGUUUGAUCACCUGGCUGAGCUGACAGGAAAGAAUACAAAUGUCCCAGCACCUCCCGCUGAUUCUGCACACCCCAGUGGCAAGCCAGAACCAGUCCCCAAACCUCCAUCCAGUGGCACCUCCUCUGAAUUUGAAGUGGUUCCCACUGAGGAGCAGAAUUCCCCACCAGAGAGUGGUGGCUGCACCAGGAACACGAUGGAGCUGGGCCCUCUGCCUCAUGAGGACAGCAACCUGAUGCUGCAUCUGCAGCGGCUGGAGACCACACUUAGUGUGUGCGCCGAGGAGCCGGACCACAGCCAGCUCUUCACCCACCUGGGCCGCAUGGCCCUUGAGUUCAACCGGCUGGCCUCCAAGGUGCACAAGAAUGAGCAGCGCACCUCCAUCCUGCAGACCCUGUGUGAGCAGCUUCGGAAGGAGAAUGAGGUCCUGAAGGCCAAGCUGGACAAGGGCCUGGAACAAAGGGAUCAGGCUGCUGAGAGGCUUCGAGAGGAAAAUAUGGAGCUCAAGAAGUUGUUGACGAGCAGCAGCUGCAAAGAGGGUGUCUCCGGACAGCCAGACUCCCCAAAGAUGGAAGACACACCGAAGAAGGUGGUGGCUGGCCAGCAACAGGUUGGUAUGACAGCAGGGAAGAUGCCAGAGGCGGGCACCUUAGGCCCAGCUGAGAAGAAGGUGAAGAUGCUGGAGCAGCAGCGUACUGAGCUGCUUGAAGUGAACAAGCAAUGGGACCAGCAUUUCCGCUCCAUGAAGCAACAGUACGAACAGAAGAUCACUGAGUUGCGCCAGAAACUGUCCGACAUGCAGAAGCAGGUGACUGACCUGGAGGCUGAGCGUGAGCAGAAGCAGCGUGACUUUGACCGCAAGCUCCUCCUGGCCAAGUCCAAGAUUGAAAUGGAGGAGGCUGAGAAGGAGAAGCUGACGACAGAGACCAAGGAGCUACGCCAGAAGGUCAAGUACCUACAGGACCAGCUGAGCCCACUCACUCGGCAACGGGAGUACCAGGAAAAGGAGAUCCAGCGACUCAACAAGGCCCUAGAGGAAGCACUAAGCAUCCAGACCUCCCCUUCAUCUCCACCAGCAGCAUUUGGAGGUCCAGAAGGAGUGGGGGGCCUCCUAAGGAAGCAGGAGCUUGUCACCCAGAACGAAUUGCUAAAACAGCAGGUGAAGAUCUUUGAGGAGGAUUUUCAACGGGAGCGAAGCGAUCGAGAGCGCAUGAAUGAGGAGAAGGAAGAGCUGAAGAAGCAGGUGGAGAAACUGCAGGCCCAAGUCACCCUGUCGAACGCCCAGAUAAAAGCUUUGAAAGACGAGGAGAAGGUGAAAGAAGCCCUCAAACAGCAGAAGAGAAAAGCGAAGUCCUCCGGAGAGCGUUACCAUGUGGAGCCCCACCCAGAUCACCUCUGUGGAGCCUACGCCUACGCCUACCCACCCAUGCCAGCCAUGGUGCCUCACCAUGGCUUCGAAGACUGGUCCCAGAUCCGCUACCCUCCACCCCCCAUGGCCAUGGAGCACCCACCUCCACACCCCAACUCACGCUUCUUCCGCAUGGUGUUGAUUACUAAACACCAACUGUGUUCCAGCCGGAGUACACCUGGCGUUCACCACAUGGAGGGAUACGGAAUCAGAGCUCCCAGGUGA
Chrysochloris asiatica (Cape golden mole) is the source of this 1946-nucleotide messenger RNA. It is a transcript of the gene TNIP1, whose product is annotated as TNFAIP3 interacting protein 1. The transcript is spliced from 16 exons. Gene Ontology annotation, biological process: cellular response to lipopolysaccharide; regulation of transcription by RNA polymerase II; negative regulation of canonical NF-kappaB signal transduction. Lineage: Eukaryota; Metazoa; Chordata; Mammalia; Afrosoricida; Chrysochloridae. The record is from RefSeq and is a predicted model, not a curated record. The coding region runs from base 72 to 1946 and encodes 624 amino acids.